AUGGCUCCCCCAUCAUUCCCAAGUUUCGGUCGUGGCACAGCCGCGAAGCGCAUACAACCAGCGAAACGAUAUCGACCAGGCAAGCCAAUUGCAGAUGAAGUCGAAUCAUCCGAAGAGGAAGAGGACGACGAGCAGGAUACUGGUCAGGCGCAUCAAACACAACAUCCUCCAAGUCCCAAGCAUAUAACUUCUAGAGUUCGUCAGGUUAAAUUGGAGGAGGAGACGGAAGACGAAGAAGGGUUUGUAACAGAAGAAGAGGACGCUGAAGAGAUCCCUUCCAAACGUACUACGCAAACUUCUCCCGAUAAGCUGCGCACCAAUGCAGGGGCAAUAAAAAAGGAGGAAUCAGAGAAGUCUAAAGAAGAAGAAGAGGAGUCGGAGGAAGGGUCAGGGUCAGAAGAGGAGUCGGAGGAAGAAGAAUCUAGCUCAGAGGAUGAGGGUCCAAAGAGACUGCUACUUCGCCCAACAUUUAUAAAGAAAGGCGAGCGUAAAGGCACAGCAGCUUCAAGCACCAGUGGCCAUAUUGCGACAGCUUCAUCUGCCCUUGACCCCGAAGCAGAGGCUGAAGCCCUUAAACGGCGAAAGGAUAAAGCGGACUUACUAAUUCGAGAUCAACUAGAGAAGGACGCAGCCGCUCGGAUCGCUGGUAGAAAGACGUGGGACGAUGAUGUUGACGAUACAGGAGCAGGAGUUGAUGAAAAUCAUAUCGACGAUACAGACGGCGUCGACCCGGCUGCUGAACUAGCUGCAUGGAAACUCCGUGAGCUCAGACGAGUUAAACGCGAACGCGAAGCCAUCGAGGCUGCAGAAAAGGAACGAGAGGAGAUUGAGCGCCGACGUAACCUGACUGCUGAGGAACGCGAGCGCGAGGAUCGCGAAUUCCUUGACAAGCAAAAGGAGGAGCGAGAAUCUGGCAAGGGAAAGGCUGGAUUUAUGCAAAGAUACUUUCACAAAGGUGCCUUCUUCCAGCCUGACUCGGAGAAGCAUGGUCUUACUGGAAGAGAUCUUAUGGGUAGCCAUUACGUGGACGAGGUUAAGAACCGUGAAGCUUUGCCCGAAUACCUGCAAGUCAGGGAUGCAACCAAGAUUGGACGCAAAGGCCGGACAAAGUAUCGUGACUUAAAGUCCGAGGAUACAGGUAAAUGGGGGGUGGAAAGCUAUUAUCGAUCAAACGCGCCGGCAAGCAGUGCCGCUCGAUUCGGUAUCAAGGACGAAAGAUUCCUGCCUGAUAGUCAUGAGAGAGAUUCUCGGAGGUCAUCGGGGCCAUCGGGGGCAAAUGCAAGUGCAGUGAGGGAACGCCGCCAUCCUCACCCUCGUUCUCGUUCCCCGCGCCGUAGACGAGACUAUUCGAGGUCACGGUCAAGGUCUCCUCCACGAAGACACCGGUAUCGUGAUGAUGACGAUGAUAGAAGUCGAAGGAAGCGAAGCCCUUCGCCUUAUCACGAUCGAGAUAAGAGGCGUAAGGUAGACACAGUGUCAUAA
Molecule: messenger RNA, 1482 nt
Organism: Microsporum canis CBS 113480
Lineage: Eukaryota; Fungi; Ascomycota; Eurotiomycetes; Onygenales; Arthrodermataceae
Product: microfibril-associated protein
Exons: 1
Coding region: 1-1482 (493 amino acids)
Biological process (GO): mRNA splicing, via spliceosome
Cellular component (GO): U2-type spliceosomal complex
Molecular function (GO): RNA binding
Source: RefSeq, a predicted model, not a curated record